AUGAUGCCAUCCGUGCGCUGGAAUGCGACAGAUGAAGAGUCAGCCACUCGCAACAUCGGCACGCACGGAGGUUCACAUUCAAAUAACAACAAGGACGAUAAACUUCGGAGGAGAGGUAGUCAACGGUCGAUCGACCCCGCGGCUGCCAUUCCGAUUGAAUAUCGAAGCCUUUCGUUCGAGAUUGAGGACGAUGCGCAGAGACAGCGACGGUUCAAGCGCCAGGACCAGAGAGAUAAGUUGGCGGAAGAAUGGCAGAGCACAGAUUGGCACACGCUAUCAGUGGAGGAGGUACAAAAACAAUUGAGCACCAAUGGGACGACUGGCUUGUCCACGGACAGAGCGGCUGAACGCUUUGGUUCGAUACUUCUUGUCGGUGGUAUUCUGGUAUUCCUUUCCUGGAAACCACUCGGUCAACCCCCUGCUGUCGCCAAUCUUGCGUUGGGCAUCGUUCUACUCGCGGUAUUUUUCAUUCAAGCAGCUUUCAAUGCCUGGCAAGAUUGGUCCUCAUCUCGUGUAAUGGCAUCAAUCACCGCCAUGCUCCCUGAAUCAUGUCUUGUUAUUCGAGAUGGCACUCGUUCUGAAGUUGUAUCUACCGAGAUUGUCCCCGGUGACACGGUCUUUAUCAAAUCAGGGACCAAGAUUCCGGCAGAUCUGAGAUUCAUCGAAACUUCUCAUGACCUGACAAUCGAUCGGUCUAUUGUUACAGGCGAGUCAAAUCCCAUCAAGGCCACAAUCGACUCCACGUCUGAAAACUAUCUUGAAACACGAUGCAUUGGUCUUCAGGGUACACACUGCGUGUCCGGUACUGCCACGGCAAUUGUUGUAGCCACCGGCGACUCUACAGUCUUCGGGCGAAUUGCAAAGCUUGCAGGGGAGCCGAAAACCGGCCUGACCACUAUUGAAAAGGAGGUUCUACGCUUUGUACUUCUGAUUUUCAUCAUCAUGGUCACUUGGAUUGUGAUCCUCGCCUCAGUGUGGUAUGUAACACCUCACGAGCUCCGCUAUCCGAUUAACGCAAGCCGAUUCUUACCAAUCACUAGGGGUGGGUGGCUGCACAAGGCGCAUCCGGACUACAUCAACGUAGCUACACUAAUUGUCGACUGUGUGAGUGUUGCUAUUGCCUAUAUCCCGGAAGGAUUGCCGAUAGCCGUCACUGCAAGCUUGACAAUCACAGCCAAUCUGUUGAAAAAAAACAAGGUCCUGUGCAAAUCACUCAAGACUGUUGAGACCCUGGGAGCAGUGUCCGUUAUAUGUACUGACAAGACUGGCACUUUAACGCGGAAUCGGAUGUCUGUCACAGACUACGCUGUGCACACGGCGAGCUCGUUCUUGGACGCAACCGGUGCAAAUGCAGCGUCUCAAAUGAGUCAAUCUGCUCUUCAACAGCUUCGAUCUCUAUCUGGACUUUGCAACGCCGCGGAGUUUGACAGCAAAUCACAGCACCUUCCUCUUAGUGAAAGGACUAUAUUUGGUGACGCUACAGACCAAGCGAUUCUAAGAUUCUCGGAGGGCUUGGGCCCUGUCUCAGAUCUGACAAAAGGCUGGAAGUCCGAUUACACCCUGGCUUUCGACAGCAAAAACAAAUUCAUGAUCAAGACUUUCACCUUGCCCCAGGCGGGAAGCCCCGAGUUGUCGCUAUCACCCACAGAGGCUUCGAAGUUUCAGUCAAGGGACAUAUAUCUUAAUCCCACGAUGUACACACAAAUCCUACAGCCAGACGGCGAAGUUCAGCCACUGAACGAAGAUGUCUUGCGCAAAGUCGAAAAUAGGAUGAAGGAAUGGUCGUCUGAUGGGAAACGGGUUAUUCUUUUGGCGCGUAAGGUGUUGCCUCAGGACCAAUAUUAUACAGACCCAUCAUCACCGGAAUGCGAGACACAGAUGCUUCGUGAAGCAAAGACUGGUCUUACUCUCGUUGGCCUGUUGGGACUGAUCGACUCACCUCGCUCCGAAAUUCCUGAGGUCAUGCGAAUUUUGCGACAGGCUCAAAUCCGUGUCUUCAUGGUAACGGGUGACUUCGGCGAGACGGCCCUGGCGAUUGCACGCCAAUGUGGGAUCGUAACUUCCGAGUUCGUCCACGAUGCAUCCGCUCUCCCUCGAAAUCCAACUUCCAACGAAAAAGACUUCGAUUCCUCUCAAUCUGCUAUACUCGUCAGCGGCAGCGACCUGACGGGGUUCAACGAAUUUCAAUGGGAACAGCUAUGCAAGUAUCGCGAGAUCGUAUUUUCGCGUACUACCCCACAUCAAAAGUUGCGGAUUGUGCGAGAACUACAGUCAAGAGAGGAGACCGUCGCUAUGACAGGAGAUGGUGUCAACGAUGCCCCAGCUCUGAAAGCAGCUGACAUUGGCAUCAGUCUCGCUAGCGGCUCGGAUAUUGCUAUUGAAGCCGCCGAUAUGGUCCUGCUUGAUUCGUUCGCUGCCAUCGUAGAGGCAGUUCGAUAUGGAAGAGUUGUCUUUGACAAUCUGAAAAAGACAGUGGCGUAUCUCCUUCCAGCUGGUUCGUGGUCCGAGUUCUGGCCAGUUUUUACCAACCUGAUCUUCGGAAUCCCACAAAUAUUGUCAUCAUUUUUGAUGAUCAUCAUUUGUUGCUUUACGGACUGUGCGGCUGCAGUUGCUCUCGCGUACGAGGCGCCCGAAGCUGACGUACUUUAUCGCCCACCACGCCAUCCGAAAAAUACCCGACUUGUUGAUUGGAAGCUCAUCUUCCACUCCUAUGGUGUCAUUGGAAUGAUAGAAACCGUCUGCUCGUUUUCCAUGGCUUUCUGGUAUCUUCAGCGGAACGGCAUUCCAUUCUCUGAUUUGUGGUUCAAGUUCGGCGAAAUCCCAUCUGGAGUAGACGUCGAUUACUACAAUGCACGUGUCAAUGAAGCUAGUUCGAUCUACUUCAUCACCUUGGUCAUCAUGCAAUGGUUCAACCUCAUGGCUGUGCGCACUCGCCAUCUCUCAAUCUUUCAGCAUCCACCCGCAUUCAACAAGGACACGCAGAAUCUGUACCUAUUUCCUGCCAUUGUGUUUGCCCUGGGUAUUGCUGUCAUCUGGCUAUAUAUUCCAAGCCUACAGACAGUUCUCAACACAUCUGGAAUUCCUGCGGAGCAUUACUUCCUCCCUGCUGCGCUUGGCCUCGGUCUACUUUGCCUCGAUGAAGCCAGAAAGGCAGCCGUUCGUCGCUGGCCCAAAGGGUUCUUCGCAAAGAUGGCAUGGUGA
Penicillium daleae is the source of this 3201-nucleotide messenger RNA. Its product is annotated as cation-translocating P-type ATPase. Gene Ontology annotation, biological process: sodium ion export across plasma membrane; potassium ion import across plasma membrane; proton transmembrane transport. The coding region runs from base 1 to 3201 and encodes 1066 amino acids. Gene Ontology annotation, molecular function: P-type sodium:potassium-exchanging transporter activity; ATP hydrolysis activity; ATP binding. The transcript has 10 exons. Lineage: Eukaryota; Fungi; Ascomycota; Eurotiomycetes; Eurotiales; Aspergillaceae. The record is from RefSeq and is a predicted model, not a curated record. Gene Ontology annotation, cellular component: membrane.